UCCGCCACCAAAUACCCAACCCAAGCAACGGCAGGGAUGAGCGCACAUAAUCUCCGCUGUAUUCUUCGUGUCCUUUCUGGUUACUGGGCGCGUUUGCGUCCGAGAUCUGGGAGCUGCCCUCUCAGAGCAGAAGUAGAUACGUAAGUCCGCGCGAGCUGUUACGAAAUGUCCGGCCCAGCGCGCGACUAAACGCUCGUGGUGAUCAGGCUCGAGCUCCAUAAAUCGGUGCGUCGCUCUGGGGGCUGGAUUAGGAGCUCGGGUUGAGAUGUUGUGCUUCGGAGAUGCUCUGGAUGUGAGGGAAGCGCCAUGGGAUCGUUGACGCCUCCCACCGCGAGGCCCUUCGGAGGCUGAAGAUCUCGCUCUGAGAAGAACCAGCGCUUGAUGUUCUGACCGCGUAGAUCUCCGCGCCUGUCCAGCCACACAGAGCCCUAGAGCCGUUUUAGCGUCGACUGCUUUCCCGUUGGAGCUCAUUCUAAGGCGGACCCGGCGAGGGUCAUGGUGUGGCGGUGUGUCUGCGCUGAGUUUUGAUGUGCGCACUCUGCUGGAAAAUGGAAACCUCUAGCACGAGGACAUUUUAAAAGGCUCGACUUGUUUUUUUUUCCUGCUCCCUCGUCCGUAGAAAACACCUGGAGCUACGUUAUAACGAGCGACAGCCAGAUGUGAAAGUGGACGUGCGAUGCGUCCUGCUGGGUUCCUCUGAUCUUUGGGACUGUUUGGGGAAAUAAAAGGAAGAAAACAUUGCCUUUAAGAGGGUUCACCAUGCCUACCUCUCGUUCAGGCUCGAGCCCAGUGGAAUACUGGGUCGAUGGCUCUCGUCGAGAUGUUUCCAUGGAGGAGUUCUACACCAUGGGCCCAGAGCUGGGAAGAGGGGCUACAUCGGUCGUGUUUCGCUGUGAGGAGAAGCAAACAGAGAAGCCCUACGCAGCCAAAGUCCUGAAGAAGACUAUCGACAAGAAAAUAGUGAGAACUGAAAUUGGAGUGCUGCUGCGUCUUUCUCACCCAAACAUUAUCCGCCUGAAAGAAAUCUUCGAAACGGAAACAGAAAUCUCUCUCAUUCUGGAGCUGGUGACUGGGGGGGAGCUCUUUGACAGGAUCGUGGAGAGGGGCUACUACAGCGAGAGAGACGCUGCUCAUGUCAUCAAGCAGAUCCUGGAGGCAGUGGCGUAUCUGCAUGAAAAUGGAGUUGUCCACAGGGACCUCAAACCAGAGAACCUCUUAUAUGCAGAUCUUUCAAUAGAUGCACCACUCAAGAUAGCGGACUUUGGCCUCUCCAAGAUAAUAGACGAGCAAGUGACAAUGAAGACUGUGUGUGGCACUCCUGGUUAUUGUGCUCCUGAAAUUCUUCGAGGCAAUGCUUAUGGCCCAGAGGUGGACAUGUGGUCUGUGGGAGUCAUCCUGUACAUACUGCUGUGUGGGUUUGAACCAUUUUUCGAUCCGAGGGGGGACCAGUACAUGUACAGCCGCAUCCUCAACUGCGACUAUGAGUUUGUCUCCCCCUGGUGGGAUGAGGUUUCCCUCAAUGCAAAGGAUUUGGUCAGUAAGCUAAUAGUGCUGGACCCUCAUAAACGUCUGAGUGUGCAGCAAGCACUGGAGCACCCGUGGGUUCUUGGCAAGGCAGCACGCUUCUCCCACAUGGAUACCACACAAAGAAAGCUGCAGGAGUUCAACGCUCGCCGCAAACUGAAGGCUGCUAUGAAGGCCGUGGUGGCCACCAGCCGCAUGCAUGAGGGCUCGAGGCGGCGGACUGACAGCUGCGAGAUUCCAAACUCUGACAAACCCUCUCAGCAGAGCGGCCCGCAGCGAGACGCCUCCAUGGAAGCCCCAGCCAAGCCCAUCACUGCAGACGAAGGUGUGGACAAGGCUGAGAAGAAGGCGGAGCCACUACGUACCCCCAGUCCCCCAAGCCACGCCCCGCACAGCCCCAAACCACAAGUGAUGCCACCAGGUCCUAUGCCCACCCGGCCGCCCCUAAAAGUAGAGGGACUUAGACAGACCUCCGUCCUUCCCAAAGCCCCGGUGGUCCGACCCAGGGUGCCAAAAAAGAGCUGUUCCAUGGAUCCUGGGGGCAAAAGCGGACCCUCGCCUGUUCUGAACACCCCACCCAGCCCCAAGAGCAUCAGCAAUGGCUUCAUUGCUGGGGUAGAGACUGGUAAUAACACAGCAGAAUGUCAGUAAAUGCACAUGAUAUAAAGACAUGUUUGGAUGACACAAACUGUGGGUAGAUGCUGAUGUAGUACAAGGAAAAAAGAGGUGAAUGAGGCCUCAAAACAAAGCUGGGAUUUUUUGGUUUGUUUGUUUUUGUUCAUUUUUGCUUUCAGACAUUUUAAUACUGAACUUUUAGAUAUGCAUCCCUCAUACAAUGAACUGUUUCUGAGAACUUAGAACAUCACCAAGGAUCUCUUACUCCUGAGCACUAAGCUACCAGUACAGUUAAAAACACCAAAAUUACUUUCUUUGCUUUGCAUGCCAAUGCUUAUAUAUAUGAGAGUUGACUUCUGUAUUUUUGCUACUAUAUGCAAGCAUACAGACUUUAUGGCUCAUGCUUAUUUUUCUCUUAUCUAGCACUGAAGUAGAAAGGACAUUGUGGUUGUGAAAUUAAUAUUGUGUAUUGUUUUUGAUGAUUGCUACAAAGACCUAAGGUUUGUAAUUGUAAAUACUCUUUUGAAAUAGACAUUAUAUAUAUAUAUAUAUAUAUAUAUAUAUAUAUAUAUAUAUAUAUAUAUAUAUAUAUAUAUAUAUAUAUAUAUUUACACACACACACAUAUACACUAAUAUUUGAUUUUCCUCAUAAUCAAUUCUCUCCCAUUUGUAUGUAUCUCAUUAUAUUUUCAUAUUUUGAGAAGACAAGCUUUGCCAUGCCUUGAGCAUUAAAUAAGCUUUUCUGCUUAAACCAGUGAUGUGGAGACCAUCUGUGUGGUGAUGAAGAACAGCAUGCUCUCCAUCAUUAUAUGCAGUAGAAUCUGGGCAUUUCUGUAUAUGAAACACAAAAGUUACAAUGAACAGUGGUAGGCAGAGGGAUUCUGGAUCACCACAUAGAUCUCAACACGUCCCUUUCAUUUGAUAUAUUUACUCCUCAUCAUUUCCCCGUGCAGUCAUAAAGCUGUGUGGAAUGCUGAAAAAAACACUCAGAAGUUAAUAUUGAACACAGUUACCUGUAUAAGUUAUGCUGCGUUCCACACCCAUGUUUCUCUGCUGUACGUUCUGAGACGGGGAGAUGCACAUUACUCUCGCACCAGACGUAUGUCUCUAAACCACACUUUCUACCUCUUUUCUGAACAGGGGCUUCCAACCUCUCCAAGAAUAUUCUGGGACAAAAAAACAAGUUAUGCUGUUUAAGCACUGGGAAUUAACAGCAGAACUUAUUGGCAUAAUGGCAGAACAUAAGCCUAAGUGAUGUGCAAGGGCUUGUUUUCUGUACACUGAAUUUAUUUGCCUCUGUGAAAGUGUAAGAACGUAGAAAACUGCUUUUCUAUGUAACCAUUGGCCCCAUACCAUGCUAUUCUGUUGCCAAAACAGGAGCUCUGUACAUAUUGCUGAUAUGCACGGCAAUUAGUCAUCUAUAUGAUUAUGUGUGAUACAUAAAUAUUUUACAAUUACUAUACAUUGCUUAGAUAUGCUAUCUCCAAUAAAUAGCCUACAGGCUGAUGUAGGUGCCAUUUGUGUUUGAUUGGGAGUUCUGUGUUUUCAUGAUUAAUAAAUUGUGAGUUCAGA
This is a messenger RNA of Pygocentrus nattereri (red-bellied piranha), 3711 nucleotides long. RefSeq names its product calcium/calmodulin-dependent protein kinase type IV. Gene Ontology annotation, biological process: protein phosphorylation. The coding region runs from base 760 to 2175 and encodes 471 amino acids. The transcript has 11 exons. NCBI's taxonomy places the organism in Eukaryota, Metazoa, Chordata, Actinopteri, Characiformes, Serrasalmidae. The record is from RefSeq and is a predicted model, not a curated record. Gene Ontology annotation, molecular function: calmodulin binding; ATP binding; calcium/calmodulin-dependent protein kinase activity.